Molecule: messenger RNA, 1098 nt
Organism: Nicotiana tabacum (common tobacco)
Lineage: Eukaryota; Viridiplantae; Streptophyta; Magnoliopsida; Solanales; Solanaceae
Source: RefSeq, a predicted model, not a curated record
AUGGAACAUGAAUCCGGUCACUUGGAUGCCCCUUGCGAUUCCCGACCUCGAGGGCUGGGUUCGGAACCUAGCCUCGACCUCUACAUAUGCCGAAUUCUCAUGGCGCGAUUUAGCAAAGGGUCGAUGGGAGGCCUGGGCAAGGAUGCGGUCAUGAGGCCCCCGUCUAGUGAGGAGGAGACUUCGACCCCGGUUCUGAAGCCAGCGAAGGAUAAGAAGAGGAAACUGACCUCAACCUCUGAGGAUCCAAAGCCUAAGAAGAAUCCAGUUCGUAAGCCGAAGAAAGACACUGUUGCCCCGCCCGCAGAUGUGAUUCAAUGGCUAAGGGAGGAAGAAGUAGAAGAUGAAGACGAUGGCUCGGACCUGGUGGCCCGAGUGAAGAAAACCAUCGAGGCCCCAAAGGCCGCUGAGUCGGUGGUGGUUGAAGAGAUUCCGCCUCGAGCCGAGGGGGUCUUGGAAAAGGACUCGGGCAAAGUCCCCGAGUCGACGAAGAUCGAAGAUGCCUCCCGUCGAGAUGAGCAAAGGGCAGGUAUGCUUGAAGAGGCCGGCUCCGAGGCCCUUCGCAGUGAGGAGAACGCUCCAAGUGGCUCACUUGGGGCAAUAGAUAUUGGAGACUCGUCGAUUAUCUGUACGUUUUUUGAUGAGGCAAUUCGGGAGGCUCAAGCUAUGAGGACUCCCGAAGUAGACGGGGCCCAUGGAGGGGAGGACCUCUUUCAUGGUUACUUUAUUGGGGUCGAGGAUUCUACCGACCUGAGUGAAGCAUCGAGUCUCCUCGAUGAGGCUCAACAAGCCUUGAAUCGAGGUUUGGCGCUCCAUCAGGAGGCGUUUUCAAAGUUCCGAGAAGAGCUGAGCCGAUGUGAGGCCGACCUUCGAGGGCUCACGGAUGAGAGAAAUUCCCUUAAACUUCUCAGUAGGGAAACCCUCGAGGAGAUCUAUGCUCGAAGUUUCGAUCUUACCGAUGAGAUAAUAAAGGCUAAAGAGCAUGAAGCUGAUGCUAGAGCACUGGCCUCUUCCGAUAAUGAUGAUUAUGAUGGCAGCAAGAGCGAGUUUGAGAAUGGGGAGGACCUCGAUGGAGAAGAAGUUGCCCCUGAGGAAAAUUAG